AGACCUGCCUACUGCAUCAUAUCUCUCCGUUUCUUUGACUUCAACUGCUAGAUCUGGUAAAAAAAAAAAAUAUAUAUAUAUAUAUAUUACCAUGCAAUUUUUUCUUUUAAACAUCAAUUUUACUUGUUAAUGUAGUUGAGAUCGGACAUUGUUUUUUUUUAUCCCAGCACUAAAUUUCCAAGAUUAUUCUUCACCAUGUCGAGGCAGCCAGCACAAUAUCACCAGCAGGGUGCCUAUUUGGCUCUGAUGAGAGGUUUGAAUGAGGUGGACCUUUGUGGCCCUUCUGUGCCCUCUAACCUGAUUCUGACAGGAGACCAUGCCUUUCCUUUGGUUAUGAACAACCAAGGCCAGGUCCUGAUGGCCGCCUCUCAGUUUGGUUCCGGAAGGAUUGUGGUCUUGGGUCAUGAGACCUACCUGACAACAUUUGCUGCUCUUGUAGAAAAUGCACUGACCUGGCUCAGAGGAGAGAGAUCAGAGAACCUGUCAGUGGACGUCCACACAAGCGUUAAAGCAGUGGUUGAUUAUCUCACCAGAUCCAGUUUCCAAACCAGAGUUGUCGGGGCAUUCCAAAAGAAUUCGAAUGCCGGUGUGUAUGUAACAGAUGCCUACAGCCUUGGUACAGAUGUAACGGACCUGGUGGCUUUCCUGAAAAAUGGUGGGGGAGUGUUGAUCGGAGGGCAAGCGUGGCAUUGGGCUGCAAAUCACCCAAAGGAAAACACUCUGUUUCAGUUUGGAGGGAAUAAACUUUCUGGUGUGGCCGGGAUUUACUUUUCUGAACAUCCGGGGGAGGCUGAAUGUCUGCCUGUGUACCCUCAGAUUCCAUCUUCCUGGAUGAGUGUUGUUAUCGGUAAGGAUUUUGAGGAAGACCUAGAGUUCUUACUGCAUGGAAUAUCCGAGUUUGACCUCUCUGGUAAUCAGAUUGCUUCUGAGAUUCUUGUUCAUGGCCAGCUUGCCUUCCCUGUUGCAAUGGCAGACGACAAACGGACAUUUUUGGCCGCCUCUUAUUAUGGACUGGGGCGUGUCAUUGUUGUGAGCCACGAACAGUAUCUGCAAAGAGAGGAGCUGGCUCCAUUUUGGAACAACGCAAUUCACUGGUUGACCAAAGACCGACAUGGCACUAUUGGCAUUCUGAGACGUGACGACCUCAAACUUUUCAGGGAUUCUGGCUUCAAGUGUGAGGAGACAGACUUCCGGAAAGACCUGAGUGUGUUUGUGGGCUCAGCAUAUAAUGACAAAUAUGCAGAUGAGAUCCAAGACUUUGUAGCAGAGGGGGGAGGCCUGUUGAUUGGUGGCCAUGCCUGGUACUGGGCACAACAACACAACGACCAAAACCCAUUUACAGAGUUCUCAGGGAACAAAAUCAUCAACAAAAUGGGCCUGAGCUUGUUGAGUGCAACCAUUAAGGGAGGUGUCUUCAAGGCCCCUGUGCCCAGCAAGACCGUCAAAGACACCUACCACUUCCGCCACCUUCUGCAGCGCUUUGCUGCUCAUGUAACUCAGGGAGAGAAUCUUACCCAGCAUGAGGAGCAGUGCCUUAAAAGGCUUGGAAAGGACUGUGCGGCCUUCUUAAAGAUGAAUGCCCACGACUGCUGCCCAUAUAAUCAGGUCCUGUCCACCCUCACAAAUGUCCUGAAAAGAUCAGGCAUGCCUCAGGUAUGUGACAGCUGCCCGGUGAAGUCUCCCAAAGACCACCUGCUUCUCAGUGUGGGCACAGAAGUAUACAAGGUUUGCCACAAUCCUGACAGUCUGAUGCCUUACCUAAUCAAGCGGAAUCCCCUGUUACCUGUUGUCUACAACUACAAGAUUCCAUUGAACGUCAACACAGCAGAAGGGGAAGAGUGGAUCAGUACAGGUCUCUACCUGUCUCCUGGUAUGAAGACUUACAUGGCGUUACCUGCACAGAUUGUCAACAAGGGAUGGAAGGUCCAAAUUGGUUGUCAAACAGACCAUCUUCAGCAUGAAGAGUUGAAAAGAGCACCCAAAGUUCAUGAGCGAUUUUCCGUUACCACGGGGAUGUUGCUGGUGUGGAACUUGUGGGGGGGUCUGGUCUACUUGGUGGCCCCACCGAAAACCCAAGUCGGGGGCUUAGAGGUCACAGUGCAAAUAGCUGUGCCAGCGCCUUAUUAUAAAUCUGGUGCCACAACACUAGCCGAUUGGUCUCUGCGGCGCACAGCUCCUUCCCCCUGGGCCGAGUUGGAGUUUCAGAACAUUAUCCUCACCGUAUACUCAGAUGUCAUACGGACGCUAGAUCGGCCAGAUUUGUUGGCGGCAUUCUGGGACACCAUCAUGAGAAGCAUUGCUGACCUGGCUGCAAAACCACACACAUAUGCCCGUAAAGAACGCUUUGUCGCAGAUGUGCAGAUUUCUCAUGGGUGGAUGCAUGCAGGAUACCCAGUUAUGAUGCACAAGGCCUCAGCAGCUAAUUUGGUCAAUCUUGAGCAUGCCAAGAGCAAAGGUCUGUGGGGGUCAAUUCAUGAGCUUGGACACAAUCAGCAGAGAGCAUACUGGGAGUUCCGACCACACACCACAGAGUGCACAUGCAACCUUUGGUCAGUGUAUGUGCAUGAAGAGGUGUUAGGGAUCAACAGGGCAAAGGCUCACAGCGCAAUCACUCCAGACAAAAGAAAGAAUCGAUUGCAGGAAUUUGUAAAAGAGGGCAAGCCACUUGGCAAGUGGGAAGUGUGGGUGGCUCUGGAAACAUACUUGCAGCUCCAGGAAAGAUUUGGUUGGGGUGCUUUCAAGAGCGUGUUUGCUGCUUACCACACCAUGAACAACUUUCCAAAGGACAACAACGGAAAGAUGAACCUCUAUGCCGAAACCUUUUCGCGGACGGUGAAAAUGAACCUCUCUGGGUUCUUUAAGGCCUGGAGCUGGCCUAUCGAGAGAGCUACUGAGGAGAAACUAUCCCAACUUCCUCCCUGGACUGACCACCCCAUGGUCAAGUACGGUUAAACAUUUGACUGGUGACGAUUUGAGUGCAGGAAUCUGUUAGACUUGCUGCUUUUACUCCAUUUGUUUUAUUAUUGAGGUUAACAUAUUUUACACUACUCUUGGAAAGGUGUUCCUCUUAAACAGGUUCUCAUUGUUGUCAUUUUUCCUUUUAUAUGGGUAAAACAAUGACUCUUAUGGUUAUGAAUAAGGUGGUAUGGUAUGGUAUUAAUGACAUAUGGUAUUAAUGACAUUUGUAACACUGACGGCAGUGAUUUUACUGCACGCAAACAAGUGACGCUAAUAAGCUUGAGAAAGGGAACAAUAAAUAUUUACACACAAAACA
Nerophis ophidion (straightnose pipefish) is the source of this 3274-nucleotide messenger RNA. RefSeq names its product TRPM8 channel-associated factor homolog. The record is from RefSeq and is a predicted model, not a curated record. The transcript is spliced from 12 exons. Bases 196 to 2952 code for a protein of 918 amino acids. Lineage: Eukaryota; Metazoa; Chordata; Actinopteri; Syngnathiformes; Syngnathidae.